AACGGCAACGGCAACCUCAACAAAGGCAUGGUCCAGCUCAACUAGGGAUUUGAGUUUGGCGGCCUGGCCGUGCCUGGCGCUGGCGGAGGCCUGGUAUUCAGGGAUGAGCAAGAUGAAUUCAUCUCCGAACUCGACCUGAAUCACACUCCGCCCACCGUCAACGGAAACGGCAACCUCCACGACGAGCUUUUGGAGUUUAUUCAGGUGUUUGCGGAGGCAACUGCUCCGCUUGCUGCUGCCCUCGAAAACGAAAAUAAAGAGGGUGACCGGAUCAUCGAACCUGCCCCGGCAAAUCAACCUCUGCCGACCAUCAACGAAGAAGACGAACUGAACAAUGAACUGGUGGAGUUUAUGCGGGGUUUUGCGAAUGCCAUUGCUCCGCUUGCUGCUGCCCUCGAAAACGAAAAUGAAGAGGUUGACGAGCCCAACGACCCUGAUUUCGCAAACGUCCGUCUUCCCACCGUCAACGGAAUCGGCAAUCAAAUCAACGGUAUUCCUCAGCUCAUUCAGCAAUUCGAGGCUUUCGGCUUCGCUACGCCGGGUUUAGGUGGAAAUUGGAACGACGAGGGUGACGAGCUCGUCGACGCUGAGGUCGCAAACUUCCCUCUUCCCACUAUCAACAAUAACUACAAUCAUUUCAACGGUAUUUUCGAUGAAAUCAACGGCAUCCCCCCGUCUACUCGGCAAUUCGGCGCUGGCAAUGCCAUUGCCUUUGUUGGUGACGCAGGUCCAAAUGAACCGGAAGCCGAACUCAUCGACCUUGACCUGGCAAACGCGCCUCUCCCUAUCAACGACAGAAAUGGCUUCCAACGCACUACCCAGUUCACUCAAGAAUUCGAGGCUGCAAGCGUGGCUGCCGGGCUUGGUGCAGGCGGUGCAGUCGAGUUUCAACUGGAAGGAGGCGAGCGUGUCAACCUCGACAUUGCCAACUUGCCUGUCCCUAAUCUAGAUGAGAUUGGAGAUGGAAUUGGGACUGGAAAUGGGGACACCGAAGUCGGCAACCUCCAGACGGAUCUUGGCACCAAUUUGGUCGAUAGCUGGGAUGGCGUUUGGGCGACCGAGGACGAGGCAGAGGCCAUGACGGGGGAAGAGUUGAUGCACCUGAUGUUUGGAAACAAUUGAGUCUCUGAGAUGGGGCGUUUAUGCCAUCAGCAAUGGCGUGUUUCAGGUUCCGCGGCUGGAAUUGGAUUUUGGGACGAUUGUAGUC
Molecule: messenger RNA, 1207 nt
Organism: Parathielavia appendiculata
Lineage: Eukaryota; Fungi; Ascomycota; Sordariomycetes; Sordariales; Chaetomiaceae
Exons: 1
Coding region: 352-1122 (256 amino acids)
Source: RefSeq, a predicted model, not a curated record